UACUUUUGCGAAGUCAGAACCUGGAAAUUGCCUCAGUUUGACAAGAGACUCAACUGACUUUCUUGCACUGGAGAUGAGUGAGUCAGCCAGGAAUGAAGGUUGUCAAGGGAUUAAUUUUAUAGCUUGAACGCUAUUAGAUAAACUGACCAUCCCCUCCAAGUCGUUACCUGUAAUCGAUAUAAUACCUUAUAGCAUCCAAGUAAAUAAUUUCAUCGGCUCCCAUUAAGUCUUUUUUUACUCUUUUUUUCUUUAAACCUUUCAAGUAACAAUUUUAUUUUCAAUGAGAUGAACACUUGUUUUGCAGACACCUCUAAUGACACACAAUGGCGACAAGCCAUUGUCACUGAAAAUGAAAUAUAAUUAAUAUACAAAGAGGUAAGUAAAUUCUGGAGAGAUCUAGGAACUCUCUUGAAGCUGCGAGCAGCUGAUGUUGAUAAUAUUGAGCAAGAUAACAGCUCUAACCGUGACAGGGCGUGGAACGUGAUGAAAAGGUGGCUCCAAAGGAAAGGAAGUGACGCAACGCUGGGAAUUCUUACAGAUGCCCUUGAGGAGAUAGGAAUGAGAAGUACCGUCGAAAAGCUAGUUGGAACAGAAAAAAUGACGGCUGGAUUAAAAUCCGUUCGAGCUGCAAGUGGGAAGUUACGAAAGGACGUUGAACUUUUGAAGAAAGAAAUACAGGAAGAGAAACGGAUGCAUCAAGAAACACGUUAGAUAGUCGGACAAUUAAUAGACAACGUCCACGAAAUGCAAACGGAAAUGGGAGAGAAAGACAGUCAAAACAUGCAAGCAAGGGUCCAACGCCUAGAGACAAGAAUUAAACAGCCGGAAAAGGAAGAAGUGCCGGAAUUGACCCGAUUAGGGGAAAUCGAAAGGGGUCUGUGUGUUGUACAGGAGAGCAUCAAAAUAAUCGCUGAAUACCUGAAGAUGGCAGUUGGAGGGUCAUUAGAAUCCGAAAAAAAUGCAUUAGAUGAACCUAAUGAGAGGCGACAAGAGGAAACCAAAUCGACAGAUCCAGUCCCGAGAGAUACAAUACAGAGAGAGCAGGAGAACCAAAGAACCGAUGAAGUGAAUAUACAACCUUUGCUUGAUGAAAGCCAAAAAUGUUCGCAUUGUCUUGGUUUGGAAAAGGAACUAAAUGAUAUGAAAACAGAAGAAAAAACUUUAAAAAUCGAAAUUAGCCGACUACAGGGUAGGCACAGUGAAGAUAAGAAGAAAUGGGAAGAUGAGAAUGAACGAAGGAAACAAGAAAUCAAACAAAUCAAGGAUAAAAGAGAUGCAUUGCAGAAGGCAUACGAUGAACAACUGAAGAGGAUAGCAAAAUUAGUAAGAAAAAUUGAACAGUUCAAGAAAAACAAAAACUUAGCUGUGAAAGAGAAGGACGACCAGAUUGAAAAGCUGAAGAGUGAGAAAGAAGAAUUAACGAAGCUUCAAAAAGAUGAAACCGAUCCAGAAGAGCUCAGACAGUUAAGGAAAGAAAAAACUGAGAUGUCAACUAAAAUAGAAGAGCUAUGCAAAAGAGUGAAUAACAGUGAGUCGGAGUGCAAGAGGCUUCAAGAGAAGCUUGAUGAGUAUAUUAAAUGCAGAUGGCGCGUUAUCUCGCCAACUGGGAAGCAAUUUGGCGACAACUGCCGUGGUGUCAUAUGCUUCUUAAAGAGAGAGUCGGCUGAACUGAGAGCUUACAGAUCCUCCGAUGGCCCGGGAAACGCAGUUGACAUAUUUGACCAUAGGAGGGGCACCAGCAGUGGGACAGCAGGAUUUAAGGAUUCAUGGUGGUCUAUUGAUCUGGGCCCAGGUAAUAAGCUUGUAAUCACAAACUGCUCAUUGAGAGACGGUAAAAAGAAUGGAGACUCAGCGCUUAUCAAUUGGCAACUAAAGGGAUCUAAUGAUGGAAUGAACUGGGAAAAAUUUGAAAAUUGUAGCAACAUGAAGGAUCCACAGUGCAAGUGCGAUGAUAGGUCUGUAUUUCGUACAAGCCUAUGGUCUUUUAGAGGGGAAAUGAAACCUUUUCGCUUUUUUCGAAUUUCUCAGACAGGUUGCAAUUCCUCUAGAAAAUAUGGAAUAUUCUUAUCUGGAAUCGAACUAUACGGAGUACUUCUAAGAUCUGAGAGCUAACAGCCAUGAAGGUUUUCGCCUUAACAGUUUUCAUCAAGCAUCCAAGAUACUGACCCUUUCAGAAGACAAGGUCUGUUUACGAAUUUCCAGCAAAAGUGUCUUUGAAGGGCCUCAUCAUAUUUUCAUGGUACUCUCUUAAUUUUCCUUUAGUGUGUAAUGCUUCCUUGCUUCGUUUUUCCCUGCUAGAACUGUUUGGUUUUGGAUGGGAUGCAAGUUGAUAAAAUUAAAGAUGCAAAUUGUUAUGAUCAUCGCUCAGUCAAUGGUAUGGCAAAUCAGUAUUUUAUAAGCAGUUACAUGGCAUUGCAGACAUUGAAAAUUAAAAUAAUGGAAUAGUCUGCCAGCUACCUAUGCUGCCAAUCAUCUCACUCAGUCUUAAGGAUAGAGUGUCAAUUAAUCUUCUUCUGCUCGGGUUUUUUCACGAAGAAUUCAUUCACGUAGGAAAUUACUAGCCUGAGGUCUUUGAAAUCACCAAACCCGCGAAGUAGAGAAGAAUUAUCAAAGGAUUUGUAAUAAGGAGAAAGAGACUGGUUUUCAAAAGUGUUAUGUAGACUGUCAGCCUGUUUUUCAGAGAUUAAAUUGGUGGAGUUUCUCUUUAAAAAGAGGUUUUCAUAUAUUACCAUUUUGGUUGUUGUUCUUCCUUCUUCUUGUAUCUCCGUCAAUAAGUUAGUAUUUUGCACGAGCUCUCAAUUGAUAGCUCUCAUAUUGUGGAAAUAUAAACGAGUGUUAGAUGGAACAAAACAUUUUGUAUUCAUCUGUGACCUGAGGCAUAAGCGCGAAAAUGAUGUGUGAAAGAUUGAUUAACAUGCAUCUCCAACAAAUACGAUACAUUGAUGCGUUAUAGGUAUUCACUACAUCACCAGAGAUCGGGGAUAUUUCGAGCCCGUUACGACAUAUCAGCGGUAUAUCGUAUCACAGACAAUUCCAUCUGGCGGCGGUGGAAGUGAAGUGAACACGUAACUUUCUGUUUUCGUAAACCCCACCAGAGGAAGGUCUGGUACCUUUCUAUCCCAGAGAGCCAUAGGAGACGUCAAAACAAGGAAAAUGGCGGCCAAAUUGUGCAGUUACUGGGACUUAUAUCUUUCCUGUUC
Stylophora pistillata is the source of this 3200-nucleotide messenger RNA. RefSeq lists its product as uncharacterized. NCBI's taxonomy places the organism in Eukaryota, Metazoa, Cnidaria, Anthozoa, Scleractinia, Pocilloporidae. The record is from RefSeq and is a predicted model, not a curated record. Gene Ontology annotation, molecular function: protein binding. Gene Ontology annotation, biological process: signal transduction.